CGCAUGCGCGUUUGAGUGUGUCAACUUUUCACAGCGUCCACUGAACGCUGUUCCUCCGAGGCGUUAUAACGCUUCCCCUGUAACAAUGGCGGCGCAGACCGCGGGCUCGGCCUCCGGCAGUGCAGCACUGAGGCGGAAGAAGGACGGGGGACCGUGUGCGGACUUGUGGGAGCACACAGACAUCCUCUCACAGCUAGAGACGGUUCGCUGUUGGAUCGGGAAACAUUACAAAAAGUAUGUGCAGGUUGAUGCUCCUUCCAGCAAGUCUCUCUCAGCACUGGUCAUCCAGCUGCUGCAGUUUCAGGAGGAUGCUUUUGGUCUUAAAGCCAGUGACCCGGACCUCACUAAACUGCCAGUAAAGUGUUUCCUAGACAUGAAACCAGGAGGUGGUCUCUGUCAUAUUCUAGGCUCUGUGUACAAGUUUAAAACUGAGCAGGGUUGGCGGCGCUUUGACCUACAGAACCCAUCUCGAGUGGACCGCAACGUGGAGAUGUUUGUCAGUGUGGAGAAAACACUGGUACAGAACAAUCUCCUGAGCAGGCCUGUGGUGUAUCUGUCACCAGACCUAGACCAGAAACAAGCCAGCAAACUCAUAGACAUCAUCAUGAGACACAAGGGUUCGGUCACAGAGGACCGGUUACAAGCGACCCAUCAGGUCUACCCUACUCCCACUUCAGUAGAUGAAGAAGAUUGGUUUAGACCGGUCAUGCAGAUCAGUAAUCAUGUGAUGGUUCACUGGGGCAUGUAUCCAGACAGUUAUGAUACGUGGCUGUCAGCCAGUGAUGUGGAUGUGGAUGUAGAGGAAACUCCCGGUUCAGAGCGACCUUGGCGGGUACAUGCUAAGUGGGUUCUCGACACAGAUGUGUUUAAUGAGUGGAUGAACGAGGAAGACUAUGAGGUGGAUGAUAGCAAACGGAGCGCGAGUUACCGAAGGCACAUCUACCCCCGAGAUGAAGAGGAAUGCAAGACCUCAGGGAAGAAGAGACGACGCUCGCCUUCUCCUCCAUCUGAGUCCAGGAAGAAAGGAGGGAAAAAGGGUUUGUAUAAGAGGCGUGGCCAACAGGAAGAGGUGGAGCCAGAAGAAGACCUGACUAAAGACAUGGAGGACCCAGUACCUGUGCCCAACAUGGAGGAGGUCAAACUGCCUAAAAACAUAAACCUGAAGAAAGACAGCGAGAACACACCAGUGAAAGGAGGAACCAUGACUGACUUGGAUGACCAAGAAGACGAGUUCCUGUCUGGAUUCAGGGAUGACGAGGAUCAGGGACGAGAGUUUGGGCGUGGCAUGGAAGAAGAAGAGAGCACCAUAAAGCAGACUCAUCACAUCAUCAUCCCCAGCUAUGCCUCUUGGUUUGACUACAACUGUAUUCACCGGAUAGAGAGGAGAGCACUGCCCGAGUUCUUUAACGGGAAGAACAAGUCCAAAUCCCCUGAGAUAUAUUUGGCUUAUCGUAACUUCAUGAUCGAUACGUAUCGACUAAACCCUCAGGAGUACCUGACUUCCACCUCCUGCAGACGGAACCUCACAGGAGAUGUGUGUGCCCUUAUGAGGGUCCAUGCAUUCCUGGAGCAGUGGGGUUUGAUUAAUUACCAGGUGGAUGCUGAGAGCAGACCUCUUCCUAUGGGCCCUCCACCUACACCUCACUUUAAUGUUCUCACAGACAUUCCCUCAGCCCUGGUCCCUCUACAGCACAGACCGUUACAGGUUUCAGCCUCUCAGCAUAUGCUCCAUUUCCCAGAGAAGAGCAAAGAAAAACCAUCAGACCUGCAAAACUUUGGUCUUCGAACGGAUAUUUAUGCGAAGAAGCAUCCUAAGACUAAAGGAGCAAACGCAGGACGUGAGUGGACAGAACAGGAAACUCUCUUGCUUCUGGAGGCAUUAGAGAUGUAUAAAGACGACUGGAAUAAGGUCUCUGAGCAUGUGGGAAGCCGCACACAGGACGAGUGUAUCCUGCACUUCCUUCGCUUGCCCAUAGAGGACCCGUACUUAGAGAACUCAGAAGCUUCAAUGGGCCCGCUCGCCUACCAGCCUGUUCCCUUUAGCCAGUCAGGAAACCCGGUCAUGAGCACAGUGGCUUUCCUCGCCUCUGUCGUGGACCCCAGAGUGGCAUCUUCUGCUGCCAAGGCUGCCCUGGAGGAAUUCUCUCGUGUACGAGAACAAGCUUCUCCAGAGCUCUUCAAUCCCCCUGACCUCAAAAUGCAAGAUCCUGAGGCCAGUUUAUCUGAACUUGAGCCUUCCUUCGGAUUGCAGAUGAGUACCAGUUCUGGGCCGCAGGCAGAGCAACAGGAGAAACCUGAUGGAUCCAGAGUGGACAAAGUGGAGUUUGACACAGAACACCAUGACCAGGUGUUUCAGCCAAUCGGAGAAAACACUGCAGGAGAGGGAGAGCGAGUAAAGCAUGAAAAGGAGGAGAUGGAAGGAGAGAAAGAAGAGGAGAGCAAAGCUGAAGACUGUUUGGAAGUGGCCCAGGGGACACCAGGGGAACAUGUGGAGAGAAGGAGGAGGGUGGAGCUCGAACUGGUUGAAGCGAAUAUUGCCACAGCAGCUGCAGCUGCCCUGGCUUCUGCUGCCACCAAGGCCAAACACUUGGCUGCUGUGGAGGAAAGGAAGAUUAAGUCUCUUGUGGCUUUGCUGGUAGAGACCCAGAUGAAGAAGCUGGAGAUAAAGCUGAGGCAUUUUGAGGAGCUGGAGACCAUCAUGGACCGGGAGAAAGAGGCUCUGGAGCAGCAGCGGCAGCAGUUGCUGUCAGAGAGGCAGAACUUCCACAUGGAGCAGGUGAAGUACGCUGAGAUAAAAGCACGGCAGCAGCUGGAACAGCAACAGGGCGGAGCCUCACAGAGCAGUGGACCUGCCUUUAACCCUCUACAUGGUCGUACAGUGGGCAGUGGAGGGGCGGGGCAGGUGAUGGGCAUUGGAGGGGCGGGGCAGGUGAUGGGCAGUGGAGGGGCGGGACAGGUGAUGGGCAGUGGAGGGGCGGGGCAGGUGAUGGGCUCACAGCAUACUGGUGCUCCUAAUGGCACAUACCAGACUCCACCUUCCUCCCAGUCUGAAGGGGCCACACCUAUUUCCCGGCCCCCGAUGGACAGCUGAAGUCAUGUCCUGUAACGACCAAUCGUCUGCCUGGGAAUCUGAUUACAGUGUUACUGCGUCCACUGAGUCAUCUAUCAUGAAGUCCAACUCACCAGUGAAACCUUUAGUCCUGUGUACAUGGUGUUUUACUCUACAGUCAACUGAACCAGUUGUGUGUCACUUUUGGUCAGCACUAAAUGUUUGUAGCUUGAUUUUGUAUUAAUGACAUCUAGCACUCAUGCCAAUAAAUUUUUUUAAUAAAA
Tachysurus fulvidraco (yellow catfish) is the source of this 3333-nucleotide messenger RNA. RefSeq names its product SWI/SNF related, matrix associated, actin dependent regulator of chromatin, subfamily c, member 1b (gene smarcc1b). The record is from RefSeq and is a predicted model, not a curated record. Gene Ontology annotation, cellular component: nBAF complex; npBAF complex; SWI/SNF complex. Bases 86 to 3091 code for a protein of 1001 amino acids. Gene Ontology annotation, biological process: positive regulation of DNA-templated transcription. Lineage: Eukaryota; Metazoa; Chordata; Actinopteri; Siluriformes; Bagridae. Gene Ontology annotation, molecular function: histone binding; nucleosomal DNA binding. The transcript is spliced from 28 exons.